UAGUUGUUUUAUAUGUAUGUCGCUGUUAUUGUGCUUAAUCAAGAGUAGUAUUGGCUUAGGAGUGGAGGUGCUCUAUAGCUAAGACAUGACCAGUACUAUAUAAGAUCUAUCUAAAGUGCUUGUUCACACGUUUUGUGGUCAGUAUAUCUGCAAUUGAAGGCUUCUUUGGGUGUUUGGUGGAGUUGAACGACUUUCUUGAGGGGGGUUUUGGGUUCUGCUUGGCUUCUGACAAAGUUGGAUUUUCCUGCAAAUGGUUUUGGUGACAAAAACAUAAUCUUCUAGUGGUGAAAUUGAAGUAAAAUGGCUGCAAGAUCUUCUCAACUGGGGAAGAAUGGUGCCCCAAUGGUGACCUUUGCAAGGAGGACAUCAUCUGGUCGGUAUGUGAACUUGUCUAGAGAAUCUCUUGAUAGUGAGAUUGGCAGUGGUGAAUUUGCAAACUAUACCGUGCAUAUCCCUCCAACCCCUGAUAAUCAACCUAUGGAACCUAUGGAUGCUUCUAUAUCCCAGAGAGUUGAGGAACAGUAUGUGUCAAGUUCUAUGUUUACUGGCGGGUAUAAUAGUGUUACUAGGGCUCAUUUGAUGGAUAAGGUGAUUGAGUCUGAGACUAGUCAUCCCCAGAUGGCUGGUGCAAAAGGGUCAUCAUGUGCAGUUCCAGGUUGUGAUGGGAAAGUCAUGAGGGAUGAGAGGGGGGAAGAUAUUCUCCCCUGUGAAUGUGAUUUCAAGAUUUGCAGGGAUUGUUAUAUUGAUGCUGUGAAAACUGGCGAGGGGAUCUGCCCUGGCUGUAAGGAGCCAUACAAGAAUACUGAUUUGGCUGAAACUACUGUCGACUCUGCAAGAGGACCUCUGCCUCUGCCAUCAAAUUUUGGGAUGUCUAAGAUGGAGAGGAGGUUGUCUUUGAUGAGAUCGGCUAAUAGAUCUGUGCUAAUAAAAAGUCAUUCAGGGCUGAUGAGGAGCCAGACAGGAGAUUUUGAUCAUAAUCGGUGGUUGUUUGAGACAAAGGGAACUUAUGGUUAUGGGAAUGCAAUUUGGCCAAAAGAGGGAGGAUUUGGAAAUGAUAACAGUGAUAAUGGUGGCGGUGGAGGCGAGCCAGCUGAACUUCUUAGCAAGCCAUGGAGGCCACUAACGCGCAAAUUGAAGAUAUCUGCUGCUGUUAUCAGCCCAUAUCGGCUUUUGAUUGUAGUUCGAAUGGCUGUACUUGCACUAUUUCUUCAGUGGAGAAUUAGCCAUCCAAAUGAAGAUGCUCGGUGGCUGUGGUUAAUGUCAGUUAUCUGUGAGAUUUGGUUUGCCUUCUCUUGGCUACUCGACCAGCUUCCAAAGCUAUGCCCAGUUAAUCGGGCUACUGACCUAAAUGUUCUGAAAGAAAAAUUUGAGACACCCAAUCAAGACAAUCCCACUGGGAAAUCUGAUCUUCCGGGAGUAGACAUGUUCGUCUCUACUGCUGAUCCAGAGAAAGAGCCGCCACUUGUUACAGCAAACACCAUUCUGUCUAUUCUUGCGGCCGACUAUCCUGUUGAAAAGCUUGCCUGUUAUGUUUCUGAUGAUGGUGGUGCACUUCUAACGUUUGAGGCCAUGGCAGAAGCUGCAAGCUUUGCUAAUAUAUGGGUUCCAUUUUGUCGAAAGCAUAGUAUUGAGCCCAGAAAUCCAGAAUCUUACUUUAGUUUGAAGAAAGAUCCCUAUAAGAAUAAGGUACGUCAUGACUUUGUCAAGGAUCGUAGACGUGUAAAACGUGAAUAUGAUGAAUUUAAGGUUAGAAUCAAUGGUCUACCUGACUCUAUUCGUCGUCGAUCUGAUGCUUACAAUGCUCGAGAGGAAAUUAAGGCUAUGAAGCUUCAGAGGGAGACUGCAGGUGAUGAACUACUAGAACCUGUGAAGGUCUCCAAAGCCACAUGGAUGGCAGACGGAACCCACUGGCCUGGCACUUGGAUGGUUUCAGCUCCCGAGCACUCUAAGGGUGAUCAUGCAGGGAUCAUUCAGGUCAUGUUGAAACCUCCCAGUGAUGAACCUUUACAUGGAACAGCUGGUGAUAACAGCCCAAUUGAACUGGAAGAAGUCGACAUUCGGCUUCCCUUGUUGGUUUAUGUUUCUCGUGAAAAGCGUCCUGGUUAUGAUCACAACAAGAAGGCUGGUGCUAUGAAUGCUCUGGUUCGUGCUUCAGCUAUAAUGUCCAAUGGUCCCUUUAUUCUUAAUCUGGACUGUGAUCACUACAUUUACAACUCAGAGGCCAUUCGUGAAGGCAUGUGUUUUAUGAUGGAUCGUGGUGGGGAUCGUUUGUGUUAUGUUCAGUUUCCUCAAAGGUUUGAGGGUAUUGAUCCAUCUGAUCGCUAUGCAAAUCGCAACACGGUCUUCUUUGAUGUUAACAUGCGUGCCCUGGAUGGUGUUCAAGGUCCAGUUUAUGUGGGCACUGGAUGCCUCUUCAGGAGAACUGCUCUUUAUGGAUUUGACCCACCUAGAAGUAAAGAAUACCAUCCAGGUUGCUGCAGCUGUUGCUUUGGUCGUCGUAAGAAAAGUGCCUCUGUUGCUUCUGCUCCUGAGGAGAACCGAGCUCUAAGAAUGGGAGAUUUUGAUGAUGAGGAAAUGAACCUAGCUCUCUUUCCUAAAAGAUUCGGGAACUCCAGUUUUCUUAUCGAUUCCAUUCCUGUGGCAGAAUUCCAAGGAAGGCCACUUGCUGAUCACCCUGCAGUUAAGAAUGGACGACCUCCUGGUGCUCUGACUAUUCCUAGAGAACUCCUUGAUGCAUCUACUGUCGCUGAAGCAAUUAGUGUCAUUUCAUGCUGGUAUGAAGACAAAACUGAGUGGGGUAACCGAGUUGGAUGGAUUUAUGGGUCUGUAACUGAAGAUGUGGUCACUGGAUAUAGAAUGCAUAAUAGGGGUUGGAAGUCUGUAUAUUGUGUCACAAAAAGGGAUGCUUUUCGUGGAACUGCACCUAUCAAUAUGACCGACAGGCUUCAUCAGGUGCUCCGUUGGGCUACUGGUUCUGUUGAGAUCUUCUUUUCUCGUAAUAAUGCUCUUCUGGCCAGUCCAAAGCUGAAGUUUCUUCAAAGAAUUGCUUACCUCAAUGUUGGUAUCUACCCAUUCACAUCUGUGUUUCUUAUAGUUUACUGCUUCCUUCCAGCGCUCUCCCUUUUCUCAGGCCAAUUCAUUGUCCGGACCCUUAACGUCACCUUCCUUACGUACCUUCUGGUAAUCACUUUAACUCUUUGCAUGCUUGCUGUGCUUGAGAUUAAGUGGGCUGGCAUUUCACUGGAAGAGUGGUGGCGAAAUGAGCAAUUUUGGUUAAUUGGUGGAACAAGUGCCCAUAUUGCUGCUGUGCUCCAGGGGCUACUAAAGGUUGUUGCUGGGAUUGAGAUUUCAUUCACUUUGACUUCAAAAUCUGCUGGAGAUGACAAUGAUGACGACUAUGCUGAUCUCUAUAUCAUCAAAUGGUCAUCCCUGAUGAUUCCACCGAUUACAAUAAUGAUGACAAAUCUGAUUGCUAUAGCAGUUGGCUUUAGCCGGACAAUUUACAGCACCAUACCACAGUGGAGCCGUUUAUUAGGUGGUGUGUUCUUUAGCUUCUGGGUCUUGGCUCAUCUGUAUCCAUUUGCCAAAGGACUCAUGGGAAGGCGCGGAAGAACACCGACAAUCGUCUUUGUUUGGUCUGGACUUAUUGCUAUUACGAUUUCUCUGCUUUGGGUUGCCAUCAAUCCUCCAGAAGGAAGUACUGAAAUUGGAGGAUCAUUCCAAUUCCCUUGAUUUUUGGUGCAUAGAACUUUGCCCCCUGUACGAAGGUGCUUGAUUUUUUAAUUCAACCUGCGUCUUCCCCCAAAUUGUAAGAAAACAAAUGGACGAGGAUCUAACUGGAAUUUGGAUCUAGUGUCAUUGCCAUCCUCCUUGAAUUUUGUUUCUUUUAGAUUUAUACAGGAAGACUACAUACAUUCUUUGUUGUUCAGAAACUUCAAAAGUAGAAAUUGAAGCUUAAUUCUUUUCUUA
Coffea eugenioides is the source of this 3969-nucleotide messenger RNA. Its product is annotated as cellulose synthase-like protein D3. The record is from RefSeq and is a predicted model, not a curated record. The coding region runs from base 301 to 3732 and encodes 1143 amino acids. The transcript is spliced from 4 exons. Gene Ontology annotation, molecular function: mannan synthase activity; cellulose synthase (UDP-forming) activity. Lineage: Eukaryota; Viridiplantae; Streptophyta; Magnoliopsida; Gentianales; Rubiaceae. Gene Ontology annotation, biological process: plant-type primary cell wall biogenesis; cellulose biosynthetic process. Gene Ontology annotation, cellular component: trans-Golgi network; plasma membrane.